AUGCCUGUCAGUGUGCCCAGCCGAGGAGGACCAGGCGGUGGUAAGAAAGGCACUGCGGCCAAGACCAUACCGGGGCGAAAGAGCACCUCGGGGAAGGUUCCACUGGGAUCUUCGCGCCAUCGGAAGGUUGUCCGAGACAGCAUCAGAGGAAUCACACGCCCUGACAUCCGCCGCUUAGCUCGUCGCGGAGGUGUCAAACGUAUCUCAGGCAACAUUUACGAGGAUUGUCGCAAAGCUCUCAAAGAUCAUUUGAGCGAGAUUCUACGCAUUUGCGUCAUGUACGUUGAAUAUAGGUCGGCGAAGACAGUCACUGUCAACGACGUCAUCUACUCGCUCCGCCAAAUCGGUCGUCCCAUCUAUGGCUUCGACCCUGAGAUGGACCGCAAGAAGCUGCGAUCCAUGCCCUUCCAGGACGCCAGGGAAUAG
Molecule: messenger RNA, 426 nt
Organism: Clonostachys byssicola
Lineage: Eukaryota; Fungi; Ascomycota; Sordariomycetes; Hypocreales; Bionectriaceae
Source: the annotation of a GenBank genome assembly